Molecule: messenger RNA, 348 nt
Organism: Suillus subaureus
Lineage: Eukaryota; Fungi; Basidiomycota; Agaricomycetes; Boletales; Suillaceae
Exons: 3
Coding region: 1-348 (115 amino acids)
Source: RefSeq, a predicted model, not a curated record
AUGUCUUCGUCUACUGCACACCCGUCUGCCGUAGGCACUAAUACCCAACCCGAAACGUCGAUCGUGCCUUCCACUGAAACUCCAACUCAACCAACAUCUGAAUCCCUCACCGACGACCAGCUUCCGCCGCAAAGACACGCAGGAGCCGCUGGGCUCGGUCCCGCGUACAAACAAGGAGCAGGUCUUGGGGAAAAGCUCAGCGGCUUGCAAGAGGAGAUCAAGGGAAAGAUCACGAAGAAUCCGGAGCUAGUCGAACAUGGGCGUGAGCGGCGUACGGGGAUCUUGAAGCAGAAAGAACAAGAACAGGAUGAUGAUAACCCGUUCCCGAAACCAGAAGAGCAUAGUUAG